Molecule: messenger RNA, 1224 nt
Organism: Mycotypha africana
Lineage: Eukaryota; Fungi; Mucoromycota; Mucoromycetes; Mucorales; Mycotyphaceae
Product: chitin synthase III catalytic subunit
Exons: 6
Coding region: 97-1023 (308 amino acids)
Biological process (GO): protein folding
Cellular component (GO): endoplasmic reticulum membrane
Source: RefSeq, a predicted model, not a curated record
CUUCACCUGUCUUUGAUGAUAAAGAACGAACGAUUGACAUGUAUAUAACAAGGUUAUAGUCACUGUAAAGCCGCCUCAACUAUAGCGAAAAUCAAGAUGAUUGAUUUCGAAUUUCAGCCGUUCAAAUUUGAUGGAAUAUGUCAAACAGUUGCUUUAACGUUGUGUCCUUUAAUUGGAACAUUCGAUGGCAUUGAACCGUUAUGUUACUCCAGAAAUGUGGAAGCUGCAGGCAUUUUGAUCUUCCAGCCCGCGACCUUAAUAAUGAAUAUCAUUGCAAUGUGUAUGACGGGAAUAAUGAUAUAUCACGUUAAAACGAAAUAUACAGCUGUUGGUCGAAAAGAAAUUGCCAUGUUCUUCCAACUAUAUUUGGUGUCUACAUUCCUGGAGAUGUUAUUGGUCACAAACAUCAUUCCUACAGCGUCUAAAUUGUAUCCUUAUUUUACAGCUGUUCAUUUAGGUUUAAUUAGCGCAUUAUUAUGGUGCUUGUUAAUAAAUGGGUUUGUUGGCUUUCAAUUUGCAGAAGAUGGUACACCAGUCAGCUUAUGGUUUAUGCGCUUAAGCACCCUCGGAGUGUUCGUCGUAGUUGGAUUCCUUGCUAUUGCCACUUUUCUCAACAUCGGGCCGUUCACCUAUACUCGACCUACUGAGCUAUGGGUCAUCUAUUUUAUAUUGAACGGCACAAUGUUGCUUGUCUAUACCGUAUCUCAAGUCUUUUUGGUAGCUUACACAUUAGACGAUCGUUGGCCACUAGGAGAUAUUGCUUUUGGUGUUCUUUUCUACCUCACUGGUUUGAUUACAGUGUACAUUUUUUCAGUCACCAUAUGUGACCAAAUGAAGCAUUAUUUGGAUGGUCUUUUCUUUGGCACAAUGUUCAAUCUGCUGUCUGUGAUGAUGAUCUAUAAAUAUUGGGACUCUAUAACAAAGGAAGACCUUGAAUACUCGAUAGAUCAGAGAAUUACAACCUGGGAAUUGGAGGCAUUAUUGAAAGAUGAAGAGAGAUAUAAAGUACAACCUCAGUAUUGAAUAGACCAAUAAAGCCCUGUGUGUGCCUAGCCAUUCUCUUACAGUCCAACUGAAAUGAAUAAAAGCUAGCUAGCUCAUCAAGUGAUAUAGGGUCAUUUCAAGCAUCCUUCUGAAUAGAUUUAUUUUUUUAUCUGGUAUACUCGUGUUUUAAGUUUAUUUUUCCCGAUGAGUUUUUUACUGUAUAGAGUUGUCUGGUUAUAU